Molecule: messenger RNA, 1431 nt
Organism: Pelagomonas calceolata
Lineage: Eukaryota; Pelagophyceae; Pelagomonadales; Pelagomonadaceae
Source: the annotation of a GenBank genome assembly
CUUUAGCAAGACUGCAAAUCACGCUAGGGCAGGCCAAUCUCGCUAAGAAGCAGCCCCGCAGCCGCGGCGCGCAGCCCCAAUCACCUAUCUCACGCCAAUCUUGCGAACGAGGCAGCCCCGCCGCCGCGGCGUGCGUGCGCCCCAAGCAACAGUCCACCUCCACGCCGCCGACGCCGCAGCCAUGGAGGUCUGGCAGUACAUCAUCGCCGCCGUGCUGGUAGCCCUGAGCGGCCUCUUCUCGGGCCUGAACCUCGGUCUCAUGUCCUUUGCGCCCGAGGAUUUGAGGAUUGUCGUCGAGGGGUCGCCGGACGAGAGCGAGCGGCGGAGCGCGGCGAAGAUCCAGCCGCUGCGGAAGACGGGGAAUUUGCUGCUCUGCACGCUACUGCUCGGCAACACGCUGGUCAAUGCGGCCAUCGCCACAUUACUGGCCGACGCGACGGCGGGCGUCCUGGGCAUGUUCAUCACUACCGGAUUAAUCGUUGUUUUUGGCGAGAUCGUGCCGCAGAGCGUCUGCAGUCGGUACGCGCUGCAAAUAGGUGCCGCAUCCGUACCAUUGGUCUGGCUCUUCGUCGGCAUCACCUUUGUCGUCGCCUACCCCAUCGCCAAGGUCUUGGACUGGGCUUUGGGAGGCGAGAUGUCGGCGGUUUAUACCAAAAAUGAGCUUAAAAGUCUGAUAAGAAUCAACGUCGAGGACCCGCAACGAGUGAAAGAAAGUGGAUUAACCCCCGAGGACGGGAAGCUCCUGACGGGUGCCUUAUCGUUCAAGGAGGAACUGGUCGAGGGCGCGAUGACGCCUUUGGAUGCCGUCUUUUCCUUACCGGAAGAAACCAUCCUCGACGAGGACACGAUGGGUAGAAUACUAAAAAGCGGGCACACGCGCAUCCCCGUCACGUCGGAGGGCAAGGCCGUGGCCAUUUUAUAUGCGAAGGAUUUGGUCGGCGUCGGCUUCGAGCGGAACCUAGCUCUGAAAAGCGUAUUAGAUGCCUUCGACGCGUACAAGCGCGUCUAUAAUGUGUAUGAGAAGACGUCGUUAGGCGACUGCUUCGCGCUCUGCAAGCGGGAGCGGCGCCAUUUGCUCGUUGUGGUCGAGAAGAUCUCGAAGAGUUUGUGCGGCAUCGUGACGACGGAGGACAUCCUCGAGGAGAUCCUCCAGGACGAGAUCGUGGGCGACGACGACCAGUACAUCGAUCAAGGGAACACGUCGUCGAUGCGGCCGGGCCUCGCGCGCCAGAACUCGAAGGCCUACGACCCGCUGGUGCUCAUGCGCCAGCUGUCGCCGCGGCGCGCGCCGCCGGACCCUCCCUCGAUGGCGCGUGGGGGCCCUUCCGGGGAGUACUGAUCUUCUCCCGCAGUGUCUAAUCUAUUUACUCCGUUACGCUGUCGCCGCGACGUCGUAUUACGGAAAUAGUUCGUUACCCGCCUAUAAAUCUA